Messenger RNA from Lytechinus pictus (painted urchin), 1907 nucleotides. RefSeq names its product mitochondrial fission 1 protein-like. The transcript is spliced from 4 exons. The record is from RefSeq and is a predicted model, not a curated record. NCBI's taxonomy places the organism in Eukaryota, Metazoa, Echinodermata, Echinoidea, Temnopleuroida, Toxopneustidae. Gene Ontology annotation, cellular component: peroxisomal membrane; mitochondrial outer membrane. Gene Ontology annotation, biological process: peroxisome fission; mitochondrial fragmentation involved in apoptotic process; autophagy of mitochondrion. Gene Ontology annotation, molecular function: protein binding. Bases 89 to 538 code for a protein of 149 amino acids.
UUCAGCGCAUGAAAUCUCGUCUGAUUCAUCAUUUCUACGCAAAUUUACAGCUUAGAAUAAUACUUACUAACUUAGAAUUACCAGCGAAAUGGAAACGAUAGUGGAAGAAAUCGUAGCAGUUGAAGACUUAAAGAAAAAUGAGCAACUGUACAAUGCUGAGCUGGCACAGGGGAGGGUGACCGUCGGGACUCAGUUUCAGUAUGCUUGGUGUCUGGUGAGAAGUCGUUACAGGGAUGACAUGAGGAGAGGGGUCGUACUCCUGGAGGAACUCCUGCAUGGCGGAAGCCCUCAGGUCCAACGGGAUUGCCUUUUCUAUCUAGCCAUCGGAUAUUACAGGCUGAAGGACUAUACAAAUGCCUUGAAGUUUGUCCAAGGCCUACUUCAAAUUGAACCCAACAACAGGCAAGGAGCUGAUCUUGAAAAACUCAUCAAAAAGAAGAUGAAUAAAGAUGGACUUCUCGGGAUGGCAAUCGUAGGCGGAGCAGCUGUAGCCCUUGCCGGUCUAGUAGGAGCAGGAAUCGCCCUAGCAAAGAAAUAGAACUCUCUUGCACAUCAUUUCCAAAGAAAAGAUAUUGUUAAUAAUCUUUUUGCAAAUAUCAAACUCUGAUGUGAAUAAUAUAUCAAGCAAAGGAAGUUCAAAGAAUUUGCCGAUUGAUAAGACAUGGUUGUGAGAAUUGUACCGUAUACACACUAGUGAAACAGGACAACUCCUCGAGGGGGAACCUCUCCUUUAGAUACAAUCCCCUGGAACAUUUUGUCCAACACUUUUCUUACACCUUUCAAAUGCAUGCACACUGUUUAUUUCAUAUUAAUGGAUUUAUUUUCAGACGGGCUUCUUGGAAUGGCAAUAGUUGGUGGUGCAGCCGUAGCGGUGGCAGGACUAGUCGGAGCAGGAAUUGCUCUUGCAAAGAAGAAAUAGCACUUCCACAGGUACCAUAUCAUCUUUGAUAGUCAGGACAUUUUCUAAAUCAUCUCUCAAAAAUGCAACUGUAAUGCCAAUGAAGAGUUCGAAGGCCUUUCUGAUGGAAUAAAAUGUGUGACAGUGGGGGGUUUAGUCAUCAGGGAUGCCAGUUUUCAGGCAAAAGCCUGAAUUCAGGCUCUGGCCAUUUAUUUUCAGGCCAUAGUUUUAGCACUUUUGUGUACAAAUUUGUAUUCUAGGUGAUUUUCAGGCCCUCUGAUCAAUUCCAACUGGCAUCCCUAAACCCGUUGUCUUCUGAAGAACUGUCAUUCCCAUAGACUUGUACAGGGGCAAUCCGGUCCCAUUAUGCAAUGGAUUUGUUAAGCGAGUUCAGACUGAAAAUGUGCAUCUCGGUAUGACUGUCAAGAAAAUGCUCGCCACCAUUGCUCCUAUGAGGAAAUUUCUUUGCAUAACUACAUUUUAACAUGUCAAUCAUCGCUGGAGCCUGUCAGCUUUCUAUCAAAGUAUUUUUUGUAUGUUAACUCAACCUGUUCCAGUUUCAAGUUAUUUGUCACUCAUUCCAACUUACAUGUUUCUUGGUGAAUGGGACUGCAGUACCUCCUCUAUAUGGCUUUAUAUAAACAUAAAUUGUUAUUGUAAUUAACUGUGCAUGGGAAUUUUUAAACACUAAUAGAUGUGCUUAGUUAAGAUUGAAAUACUCGAAAUUGCUCAGAUUUUCUUUCACAACACUGAGUUUCAACUCAACAAAGCUUCAUUUGUGUUCUGUUGCCAUUUUUCUUUUCUUUUAGUUUGUUUUUUGGGCCAUCAUGAAAUGAUGAAAAGUGGCCUGUGUUUACCUAGCUAUAAACCAUUAUUAAAAAAGGAAUAGUAAACAGUUUUUCAUCAAACUGAUUAAAUAUGUAUUAUUAACAUAAUUCUUAAAUCUGUCCGUGAUUGGAGCUUAAGGGGAUUUGUGGACAGGGAGUGAGUUCCACAGCCGAGUCGUCCU